AUGCUGCUCCGAGGUUUGCGCCACUUCGUCAAACCCAUCAGAAGAAUCCUGCAAUCCAACGUUCCGUUAUCUCCAUGCUGUGCUUAUAAGUCAUCUUCCUCACGCGAAUUGUAGGCACCGCGUUUUCUCUGACCAUCCAGCGUUAAGCUUACUUUCGUUUGGCCAUUUAACGGUGGAAAAAAGACGGUCGAUGCUAAAGUUGGAGAUACUUUGUUAGAUGCCGUUCUGGAUAAUGACGUUGACAUUGAUGGUUUCGGUAAGUCUCAUUAUUAACUUGACUCCUCAGGAGCAUGCGAGGGCACGCUGGCCUGUUCUACUUGCCAUCUCAUCCUACCAAAAAAUAUUUACGACAGUCUUCCGAACAAGCCAUCAGAGGAUGAAAUGGAUCUGCUAGAUAUUGCGAUGGCAACUACAGAUACGUAAGUCAGCGGUGUUUAUGUUCUAGCACGCAAUUCCAGCUAAUUAACACCUUUCUGAAGUUUACUAUCUCAGCCUUGACCGUACAUCGAAUCUCUUUUUGCACGUUCUUUCUAUCGUGCUGCAUCGUAAUUAAGAGUACUUACUGCUGUGGUAACUCCCGUUUCAUCGGACGAUUAGUGGCUUUUGUGGAAUGAUUAUUAACUAAAGGACAUGCCCUUUUGCAUCUGAAUGCGUACUUGCUUCUUUCCACACUUCUAAAAGUCACUGGGUCUAGAGCAGCGUACGCGAACCUGUUCAAUCUUGGGAGACUGUGAAUGAUUAUCUCUAUGAGUGCUUUAAUACCUUUCCUGCGGUUUUUCCAAAUAAAAAAGCGGAGACGUGGGAAUGCAGGUACGCGAAAAAAAUGCUUACUAGGAAAAGGCUUAUACUGAUUGCAAACGUAAAGAUACUGCACAGAACUCGAACAGCGCAGCUGAAGGAUUGUAUAAAAUGCAGAAUACCAGGAAUCCGUAGUAGUAUGUCGAUAUCGACGCAGUAUGACAUUAAUGUCAUAAGGGACAUUCAGUUGGGAGGGGAAGUUUGUUUGUCCUUACAACGAAAUAAAAAAUAUAGUGAAAUUUAUAAAUUAGAAGGGAGUUAACCCAAGAAAUAUGGCUUAAAGUCACAUAUGUUCCUUGGGAAAGGGAGGAAACUUCAUCGGGCGAAUUCUCGAUAUUGGUCCCUUGGGUAGUUUUUAGAACGUUUGACGUACUCAAAAAAUCAAUGUCCGUUCGGUGUUUGUGCCAUCGAGCGACAGUCGUUCGCGUCAUUAUGCAUUGAGUAGUUCUUGUCUCAUCACGGGAAUUAAAUUCAUACUCGAGACAGGAGUCGACAAUAAACUCCCGUUUCUAGAUGUCCUCGUACAGCGAAGGGCUGACGGAACAUUGCGCACAUCCGCUUGUCGCAAAGAAACUUAUGCAGAAUUGACUCUGCAUCAUAAAAGCAAUAACCCAACCUCUCACAAACAGUGCACCGCCAACAGUCUGCUCCAUCGGGCUAAAUUAUCUGUUUGGAUUAUUUUCCCAAUACGGUUAUCCUGAAGAUUUUUCAUACCGAUGGAUGGAACAGCAAGAGUCAGAAGAUGAACUAGAUAGUUCUAUCAGGCGCCCAGAGUAAAUACUUGGCGAAUCCUUCUGUGCAUUAAAAAUGUGUCUGAAAUCGUUGAAAACACUCGAGAAAACACCAAGUACAAGUGACGCACAAACUGACGACUACUUCAUGCAUUCAGAUAGUACAUUCUAAAGACAGAGUUGACUAUUUUGAUAAGAAUAAAGUCGUCAACAAGGUCUCAUGCGAUGCCUGCGACGCCGUCUAUUGUAACUAGGCGGGAAAUCCACCUCUACGCGCACCCAUGGGCAUCAACUGGCAGUUAAGAGGCUAGGUCAUCUAGCUCAAGUGGCCAUUGCGUACCCUAGAUACCUGGCACACGUUUGUCUGGGGCGAACCUCGCGUCUUCGGCCUCUGUCAUACCAAGACCGAGGUUUUAUCAAAACCGUGCAGUCAGGUGAGUCAUGCAUCUGUCGGCAUAUUAAGUUUGAUGCCGUGUUCAAAGAUCUCGGAAAAGUGGAAGAGGUGGGAGCCGAUCCAUGCAUCAUGACUGACGCGGCGGCGGCUGCUUACUGACGCAAAUCCGAAAAAGUGCCGCUUUCUGGGCGCUUCUGCAGUGUUAACCGUUUUUUUGUACAUUUACUCGAUAUCUGACGACCACCUGGAGAGCCAGUGCCGAAAAUGUACCCAAUAGAGUUUCCUACUUAAUGAACAUUUUCGGCUUUAAAUAGUAGAAUGUGUACAUUGUGCGCGAUAAAUGCUGUCAGUACGAAUUGAUAUUGUCUUGGGCUAGUGUGAUACGCGGGCGUUACAGCAUGAAUUUGUUGUUCAUAGAAAGCUAGAUUUUCGAUAGUAUGAUUGCAGCUCCGUGUGAUCUGUUCGCUUGGUUAAUUAAUCAAUGAAUGAUUAACGCCCGCUUCGCUACAAUCAUCAGUUUUUCCCGGAGACUUGGGUCUCUAGACUGAGCUCUAAGACGACGUCAUGACCGCCUGUGUUGGAGGGGUGCUUGCACCUUCAGAUGCGUUGAGUAAUCGACUAGUAAGCAAAUAACCUCACAGACCGAGUUCUUUGCCGCCAAAUUAUUUGAAGGAUCUUCGUUUCCUAGGCAAAUCAAAGGAAUCAGGCCAGUUGAUAAUAUCCGAGUAGCAAUUGAGAAAACUUCGUGUACAGUAACUUUAUUUUCUCGCAUUUUGGAUAUUAUCUAGUGUGCCGAGCAGCAGACCUCAGGCAUUACUCGGGCGCUAGGUUUCGGUUAAUGGUGGUCCGUAGUUCGUCAGCGGAGUCUGAGUAAUUUGGUGUCCAUAAUUUGUACGCACAUUAAACUCUUAGUUCAAGCCAAAUGUUAAUACAAGAGCAAAAUUUUGCUCAUUUACUACCAGGUUCCAUUAACUUAUCUACAUAAAAACUUUAAACCGGCUUUUCUCUUUGAGGUCUGACCACUCAUCUGACCUCAGUCUUAAUGUCAUCGGUCAAUAAAGGCACUUAUUAGAGCUUACCACCACCUCUGAAAAAGAGGCUGAGAGGACUGUAAACUUUUCGGAUAACCUGCUAUCAGGCAUACGCGCAAAAUAGUCCGACUAAUUAGGAGAAAUUUAAUGCACCCUGUAACGCCUUCGGAUUUGUCAUGGGCGUAAAGAUUUUCCACAAGACUGACAACAACUGCUUUGGCAUAUUCACCACGACCCAACCUCAUACUGAGAACUUCGACCAUAGUCAGGUUGGUGAGACAUGGCUUGUUUUCGAAAAAGUUACCUUGUUUGAGAUCCAGGAGGCUGUCUUCUCAACAGAUGUGUGGACGAUCGCAGACAGGAUGUCCCGUAACUUGGCACAGGACGCCUUUAAGGCUGUCUAAACUAUCAUUAACCAGGAGGUUUUUACUAGCGGACUGACAAUGAUCUGCUACGAGUGUUUCUGAACGAAGCCGGGUAAAAAGCCCGCAUGAGAAAGUGUCUUGCGGACUUUUUUUUAUGAUGACAGCCUUGUUUGACUCCCUGAGCCACCAACAAGACAUUUACGGUGUGAUUUAUUUUCUGACAUCGGUAAUUUUGAUGGCAACGAAGUUGAAUUAAACAUAUUUUGGCCCAGUACUUACUUGUACGUGUACUUGAAACGGCCGCGAUCAUGCCUGAUCUAGUCGGCCUCGAUGAUCUCCAGAACUGUACCUCUCCACGCGUGACGUUCCGUGGCAGCAGAUCUGGACAGUUCAACCCAUUCCGCCAACGACGGAGACCGAAUACCGAAAGUCUAAGAACCACCUCCAUGUCAUGACGAACUGUAUCGAGUCAGGUUUUGAGCUGGUUCCCUAUUAGACGCCUCCAAUAGGGUAACGGUACUGAAUCGAAGACGGUAACACUGAGCUCCCGAGGUGGACGACGAAAAACAUGCCCAAAUCACCUCAGUCGUCUUUCUUGGGUGGCCUAGGUUAUCCUUGCGAUGCUGUCGCAGCGCGUGCGGACUGUAUCAUUUGAGACGAAGUCGGUGUACUUUACGCGAAGGAUGGUCCUCAAGCAGUGGUGGUCGAAAUCCUCCAGUUUUAGCUCGUCCUCCACGCGCACAGCUCAGCAUUCGCAACCAUAGAAAAGUACAGACCGGACAUAUGCACAGUACACGCGAUGGCGAUGUCGCGUCGAAUCCACAGGCGUUUUCGAAGGUUUGAGAAAACCCGUCGCGCAGCAUCGAUUCGGGAGUCAAUGUCGUCUUUACUUUGUCCAUUCCGUAGCAGCCUCACCCAGAGGUAUUUAAAAUUGUCUACUUCUUCAAGUUGACAGCCAUCGAUCCCGAGAGGGGCCUUCUCCUGGUCAGGAAUGAAGCUUAAAAACACAUUAGUCUUCCCAGCGUUUACGGAUAAACCGACCGAUUGAGUGACCUAGUUCACCCGUGACACCAUAGACCACAGAUCACCAGAACUUGCUGCUCGUAAGGCAAUAUCAUCGGCAUAGUUGAGAUCAGUCAGUCGGUGUCCGGGUACAAACUCAACACCGUCACCUUUGUGUAGGACCCUCCCGAGAAUCCAGUCGUCAUAGGAAUGCAAGCAGCUGAGCCUUUUCGCUGGCAUACGUAUUUUCACCUAAUUGUGAUGUUAAAUGUUUCUCAACUUGCGCCUUUGCACUCACGUAAUGUGUUCGAAGCUGCUCAUCAACGUCUCUGGACAACUCUAGGAGGCAUCGUGUCAGGUGACAACCGAGUACACUGUUGCUUCAUGGCUGAUCAUAAACCCAACAGCACUCUCUGCCGUUGACGAAAUAGUGAUCUUACCGUCUGAGUUUUUCUUCGCUGAUAGCUGCGCAAUCCUAUAACGUAGGGUUUAGAUUUUCCAAAGUCGUGGAAAUAAUCCUCUACUUUUUGAUUGUUUUUGUAUGUUCAAUCGGAAAUUUUCGGGAUAGUCUUCCGCCAUGUGUACACAUCUCGAAUUGUUUUUGGUCGAAUAGUAUUCCGACGUAGUUGACAUAAUCUCCGCGCUUGAAACCCUUGUUAGACAAAUCAAAUAGUUUAAAAGCGAACUACGAGGUAGAAUCAAGUCCAAUAGAAUCACCGUUACAUUUACGUUAGGAUGAACUGAGGUCAACUUUAACUUCUAUCGCUCGUUUCCUCUGCUGUUGAUCUCUCUUACGCCUCUAGGUUCGUGAGGAAAUUUUCUUUAUUUCUAGACCACAAAAUGUGAAUGUAGGGAACUAACUAAUAUAUCAGAUACAGUUACUUAUGCCGAUAUUGAAAACGUACACUUUCCGAACAAUAAACAGACUUUUGGGGUUAUCGAAUUUCCUUACUACAAACAGUAUGUCUGUAGUUAAGGAAAUUUCACCAGGGGUCGCGUUAAAGAAAGUGGGGAGAUGUGUGUCAGCCGUUAGCCGACGCAGAGCGGCUAACUCCUGAUUCGGUUAGUACAUGAAACCACCCGCUAGGGGCCGUGUCCUUGUAGGUGAAUCAGUGCACUCCUGGAGGACCAGUGCCCGAGGACCCAACUAACGCCGGUAUCGUCCACACUGUAGCCGCACAUCCAACCACCGCAUGCAGUCACGUGCGCACACAGUAAAUCCACUUUUCAGUAUUGCCCACACCUUUUCGACUGCCACUCUUGUCGGUCACCAGAGGGUCUCCGCCUUCGAGCUAUUCUCACGACUGCAGACACACACGAGUCCACUAACUAUCACUCGUGGUUGAUUUCUUUCACAAGAGAUGCAGCAUUUCUCACAUUGCCAUCUAGUCUGAUCGUUUCACCGGAGUUCUUAUCCCUGUGGCGGCGUUUGCUGUUACCUAGCACUUCCUUAGAAGUACUUUAGAGCGUUUGAUUCUUUCCGUGCCAUUUUUUCCAGUAAAUGGCGCCCCGGAGGCUGCCAAGCGUCUGUCGGAGUAUCAGAAUCCUUGUACUUCUUUACGGGUUCUAUCUUCUUCAGCAUACAGUCUGUAUGAUGCCCGAACUCCCACAGGGGCGUAUUUAGACUUAUAUCCGCUGCGGGUCUUGGCGCCACUCGCCACACGGAAACCACGCAGUUAGUUACAGCAGCUUUCUCAGACAGGUGUAUGCUCGAUGGAUUUUAAGGUUGAUCAUUAUCAAGGUCCUCCGCGAUUAGGUAUCUCCCGAGGAGUCGAAAGCAGGUGUUUGUGACGACCAAACGGUUCGGCGCAUCGUAGUUGGCAAGCUUUUCACCAUUUGCACUACAGUUUUGCACAGCUCAGUGGCCAAGGAAUCACCUGGUAGAUGCAUCUCUUUUUCCUGUACCGACGUUCCAUUCAUCCUCAAUGUGGUAGGAAAUAGAUCUGACAGCAGUCUUCAUGAAAGGCCUCUUUCUGUGUAUAUUCCCCGCAUUCAUCAUCACUGCGUGCGUGGACACUUGUGGCGAUAAAAUCACGAAGAUGCAUAAACGAGGCCUUAUGCUAAUCACUCAGAGCACCUGCGAAACUACUUACACCGCAGUUAUCAAUGGCACCACCGUAGAAGGGGUGGGAACAUUAAUCAACGUCUGGCACCUCGGAGUUGCAUGAACCUGAUCCGACAAGCGCACCUCGGAGGGGACCGCAGCGUCUGUAUUGUACUGCACUGACCCUCACGUAGUAAGCCUGUGCGUUGCCAAUGCAAGGUGAAUUCACACCUCACAGCCUGCGGUGUACAGUUUUUUUUAACGAGGCCGGCUUACAGACUCACCAGCAGAUAUCUGGAUGCGUCGGUCCCCGUGGAUUCCAAAGCAUCAGCCGAGAUUAAGGAUUAUGAGAUCUGCAUGAAAUGGAGGUCCACGAGUUCGGUAUAAGUGAGAUUCACUAGUACUCUAUUCGUUCUUCGUAUAAAUGCUCAAACUGCAAGACAGAUGUGAUAGAAAAGGCUUACUUUACGGCAGCCUAUGCCCGCUACGCCACCACAGCACCGCACUCGGGCUGUGUGGAAUGUUACAGUACAGUCAAUUUGCCAACCCUCAACCUUCCGCAGUCACAGUCACAGGUUGCUUAUCGAUUUUUAUGCAAGUGCACUGGCUCUUACGGACAUUAACUUGGCAACAUUACGAAUGCAGGAACACAAAUCUGCGGUGAGUUGUGGUGACCAACCCUCCUAAUUUGGUUGCUACUUGACGAAUACAUCACAGUUUGGAUUUCUCCGACAAUCACCUAACUGCCAGGGCCCUGGAAAACGGCCCCAUGUCACUGGAAACACGUGAUACUCGGUCUAUACCUUGUGAGGUUACAUCGUGUGAAGUUGCUGCACGUGUUAGUCGAAGUCGUCACGCCUUGCUGGCCACUGCACGCAAUCUCAUCUCCAGUCGGAUUGAGUCGGAUUUGCCGCUGGAAUGAAGGAGUAAGAGAGACAGAGGUCAUUCUAGGUCAGAUCAAGCUUUUACCUCCUUCGUUGCAACCAAGUUUGCAUUUAACCGCCACUACACGUUAAUAAUCAUGGUUUGGAAGAUUUCCAACUGACGCAAUAACACGCUUCCGCUUAGUACUGGGGCAGGCUGCCUGGCUUCCUUUGGUGUGACCUUUGUGGUUCUCUAGCUUGAAAUCCCUGAUCGGGGGCGGCACGUGUGCAGUGUGCGUAGACGUGGCCCUCGCCCCGUAAACCACUGCACCCGUCCCAUUUCGAGUUACGAGUCUAUCUUGACAUUGGAACAUGGUGGGUGUGGAAAGGCAGAGUGAAGUUGAUGCGGCCAGUUCAUGCUCACCUCAGCGUUGCGCCCUGUUCAAGGCAAUUGUAGUCCUUAUCGCUUGCGACAGUCGAGUUCGUUGCUAUCUUCUGGGUAAAGAUUGCAACAUUGCAAGGUAAUAGACCGUUUUUGUUUAUACCAAAGACUGAAGAUCUCUCAUAUUCGUUCGCUGUUGUCUCUCAGUACGAGCCUUCUGGUUCGGUAUUUGUCUACCUUGAGGAGACGGUUAUGUUUGCGAAAGGUAGUAGCAUACUUAGAGACCUCAUUUACCUACAGUUGUCGGACAAUGACGCAGGUGAAACUAGUCCUAAACUGGCAAGUCAGUAAGUAGAAUGUCACGUGGUAUUGGCCCCGAUUGCCCGACGACGUACGUGAAUUCCAAGUUAAAGGCCUCGUAUGUGGACUUCAUAUUAGUUGAGUGUGAAUGAUGAUGAGAUGCUACCGACGGCUAAUAAGCCAGAAAUGACCAUUCCGGUCUCCCUUGUCUUUGUCGGUAUCAUCUCAUCUACUUCUACUACCAGUCACUGUGCGACUGCCUGCGAGGGUUCUAGUAUGAGCCCAAAGGCACACCGGAACGAGCAUGUUCCGUAGUCUGAUUGGUGAGCGCCUAUCUGUCACUCGUAUGCACCCACCUCUGAAUCUAUUCAACCCUAUGGGCAGAGAAAGGGGUCUCAGAAGUUCCUGUGCCAUACGUUGCGGUUACGUCCUAUGUUGAGCAUACCUGACUGUCCGCUCCUUUUUAGCGCUUAUAGCUUAACUUCCGGAGACUUUUCCAGGCUUUUUAGUGUUUGUGCGUAACCCUUUGAUGUCAAAAUUGAGUUGGGAUUUAGGAAACGACACCGCUCUCUCAUUCUUCCUCAUACCAGUGUGAUCAUGGCCUCUCUGGGAAGAGCCGACCGCAUGUCCCUUUUCCUGAUUUGAACUGGUGUAUGUGCAUGUGUCAAAAACUCGGGUCUGGCAACCGCUGAUAUUUUAGAAACCAAAUGACGUUUGGUAUCCCCGUAUUCCGCCCACCAGCCUGCUAAAUGUCUUAUUCCUUGCGUUUUGAGUGCCGAGGCUGAACCUGUUGCCUAUUACUUUUAAAAUUGAACACUUUACUUACCAUUUCACAGUAGAUGUAGUGAAUCUAAUUUUAUAAUUGUCCCUUGCUUAUCGUUGGACUAUCCGACGUACCCCCUAGAUUGGCGAGCGCAAUGAUUUAUCCCAGAUUUUCUCACAAUUCAACUUCAGCGCACUCUUAUAUUUUCAAUGAAGCAAAAUUAUCUGUUGCUCGAAAGCGAAAUAAACUAUGUCUUCAGUAAUUGUAUUUCUCGUGCACACAGCUCUCGUCUGGGGUGUCAGGUUCGGGUUACAGCAGACAUGGAUGGUGCCAUCAUAAAAAUUCCUGAAGGAAUACUGGACUCUCGACUCUAGCACGUAGGUCUUUGCUUCCUUCAACCUCAUAACGUCGUGUUUCUAUGGAGUUUGCUUUGUUUUUUUUUCGUAUCCUCAUCCUGCUGCUGACAUUCCAAUUAACGAGAGUUCUUUGGUCCGCGUGAUCAUCGGCGAUAUGUUCUGACUUAAAUUAAAACCCAGUGUUUUUCGAACUGGAAUUUAGUAGGCCAUUAACAUCUUUCUCCUCAAGGCGUCCCAAUUCGGUCCAGUUUAUUGAGACGCGACCGUUUUGCAAUUUCCACCACCAUCGAAAUCGUCCACCACGGUCUCCUAUGAUCAAGUUAGUGCGAUCUGGAGUUGCUAUCGAUGUCCGUGAAAAGUCGCACGUGUUAUCGGCUUGCGCAUUACCGCCUCAUUUUUGCAAGUGCUAACAAAUUUACCGUACGCUAUCCGCAAGGUCCUUAUACCUGGAGUAAGAUCCGACUGUCUGGAAAACUUGUGUAUUUGCCAUAAGGCAAAAGGCGAGACCAACGGGAGUCCGGACUUAUAUGUUGGGGAGAGUUCUUCAAAACACUACACUGGCUUUUAUAAGGGUAACAAUGCAUCUUUUCCACUUUUGGCUCUCUGUAGUCAACUUGGUCGGACGUCAGGGCGUUAAUGGGUACGAAUGUGCUUAUUGUUUUGCUGCGCUGUUUGCUCAGACCCGACCAUUAACCAAACGUGCGUGCGGCACGCAUUUGCCUCAAACCCUAUGCCUCAUUAACUGUCGACCGACGCGAUAGAUGAACCGAUUCACAGUUGCAAGAACCGUUUGAACCGCCACCUGGGCGUAAUCUGUAGAUUUUUUCGCUGUAAGCCGUCGUGGUCUGGCCGCGUCAGGCGAAUCCUCAAACAACCGCCCUAUUGGCCGCUUUGGGCUCGCAACGCGACGAUGGCGAAAUACUGUUUCUGGCUGGUUGUCACCGGCACGCACCUCCUGUAUCUCCGCAAAUAUCUGGUAGCCCGGUAUUCAGAUGAUAAGAAUGCCUUCAGUCAGACUGACUGUAUUCAGCUCGCUUCAGGAUCUCGUUGCGGGGUGUGCGAUAUCAAAUCGAUGCGUGAUGCCGAAGAGGAAAGAAAGGAAGAAAGCGGUCUCUUGGGCCACACCUGUGGAGAAGCCGACCCGAAGCCAUGUGACCGGCGUAGUACAUUGUCUUACUGACACGCCCGCGAGGUCGAAAGCACCACUCAUGAGUAGCAAUGAUUGAUCAGUCCACCGUCUGACGAGGGGGAAGCCGACAAGCACGCUGGCUUAGCGGCAACCGCAACAUCCGCGAGGUGGACAGAAGCCACUUAAGUCCGCCAAUGGUCGAAAUCAAAGAGCCCAGAACCAGCUGACAGACAGGCCAAAGUAUGUGCGUCGAGCACGGUUAUAAUACCAGACAGGCAGCAAGAUUGAAUAAGUCGAGGCCAUCAGGAAAAACUAGCGAACCACUUGUGAUUUAAACGAAGAAGUUUGCGAAACGUCAGUACGAAUACAACUUGGUUCAUGAAAUCGCCCAUGGGCGCACACCGAUCUGUUGGCUUCACGAAGCAAACAAGCUCCGUAUGUGUGGCAAAGGUCACGAACAGGUAACCAAUUACCAGGCCGAAGUCGGUCAAGUCAUAAUAGCAGCGAGGAGGGACGACAGAGAAUGCGGGUAGAUUGAUACAGUACUGUUUCGGGCUUAUUUUGCCAACCAACGUCGGGAGACGUCAGAUCACCUGUGCCUGACACUUUAAAUACUACUAGUGUUCAAACUAUGCUGGGGCAAUUUUCUACCUGCGCGCAUAUGUAAGUCUCACGAUGGCGAGCAGCAGCGAGGCGAGACGUUAAAGAAAAACAACUCAACAGAGAAGGCACUCAACUCGGAAAAACGCCUCAACUCUAGCCACUUGUGAUCGGACCUUCAGCCUCUAAGCAGCGUACAACGCACACAGUUGUUGAAAACGUCAGGCGGUUGGCACGCUUACGUCAUCUCUUCUUUUUGUUCCCUAAAUGAACUGCCAUCUUAAAACUACUGACUGUUUACGCGCGGUGUUUUGGUGUGUGGGAAAAAUCACGCAAUGUUCCUUUCACCCGAUACGUGGACUGCCUCGAACGACGACGCCCAUCGCUGCCCCAGAAGGUGGGCGCGACCGUCACUUGCGUGUCCACAGUGUCGAUGCGUACGGCCUCAUUCCUUCCUUCCUUCCACACCGCCCUCCCCCCCGAUGGCAAACCAAAGUCAAGGUGAUGCACUUCCUGUCGGAAAACCACUACUCAAGCAGCUCGCAACUCACGCGGCUGUCCCCUCGCGAGAAUUUAGGUCUCAUGGGACUUGGCCGGGCACCGUCCUCUCUGAGCCUCGUCCUGCGAGCUGGCGUCAUUAAUUCCUCCGAAAUUCUGCUACGCCAUGUUCAGCCAUCUGCGUCUAGACUACUCUGCCUGUUCCAGGAAGAAUUUGUUUUAUUCGUAAAUACACCAUACCUGAUAAUAUAUUUCGGACGUUUCCUGCCAUUCAAUGAGUCUUUUAGUCUUGGCGCCUGCUGGCUUCCACCUGUCAGCGUGCGCAACCCCAAAUCCGAGUGACGUGAGAGGGCAGACGACCGAGAGCGUCUUGAUGUCUGGAGCGUUCGCCAAAGUUUUUGGUCGGUGCGGAUUGGUAUCUCUCGUCUCGUCUGUGCUGCACGCGCCGGUUGAUGAAGUUGUACGGGCAGCCAUUCUCACUGCGCAUCCACUAAACGUACUGUAGUUCAAAAGACAGUUUUGCGAGCAUACGUCUGUCCUCGUAAAUUCUCUUCAAGCCUGUACGUUUAUAUGGCUAUUGAAAUAAUGAAUCAACAGAUACGGGCAAGUAGAUACUUAUGCUGUAGCUCGGGUUUGGGGGGGGAGGGGGAGAGUGAAACACCAAAAUUCCAGUCAGCGCCAGGGAGAAGGUGGGCCCCGGAAAGGUGGCGGGCUCGGUGGCUUUGGGCCAUGGAAACUGUAUGGCCUGUAUGAAGUUCUUUGUGCUCACAGGACCGGUUUGCGUAACCCGAUUGAAGUCGAAUCUGUCGUAGCCAACAGACGCCGUUGAAGUGGUUUUGGAUAGAUUGGCGGAACCCUCUAAAUUACUCGGAGGGCCUCUUUGGCAUCCACAUACUGGUCUGUAUCUACCAUGUACGCGAAGAUAGCACUGUUUAUGUUAUUUCAUCCACCUUUCCCCAACCAUGCUGGAAGAUGCUCUCUUAUUAUUUUGGACAAAUGUCGACUCGUGCGGCCUUGUCUCCCGCUUCACUGCGCUGCGUCUCAACACUUCGAUAGAAGGCUUUUAUUCAAUCACGCUUGUGACUCAAUAGGUAAUUGUUGUUAAGACUUAGUACUUAAGUCAUUUUAGUUCUUAGACCACCCAAAUCUCCAUGGCUAAUUAGAGCAUCAUGUAAGGCCAGUUAGUUCCCUUAAUUCGUACAUUGCAUCUCAGGGGAGAUGAUGUUGUGAUAUCCUUUGUGUGCCAAUAUCCUGUCCCGUUCGAUGACGGUCCCGGUGAAGAGGUCCAUCAUCGGGCUCAUUGACCGCCCCCCUUCCGUAUUCAGCGCCGGAACUCCGAGUACAGUAGUUAGUCAGGUGGGGAACGCGCAGGCCAUUACUGCCUCCAGCGACACAUAUGACCGAAUGAUCACACUGUCAACCAGCAUCGAUGGUGAAAUCGCUACCAUUAACGGCACGAAUGCCGCCGAUCGGGCAAUCAUCGCACCAAGUGCGACCAUAUACAAUGAGUGCGAGGCGGGGCCGUCACUUUUGACAGGGUGUGUGUGUGUGGUGACGUAAUAAACACUCUACACCACCCUGUAUUGAAUACUCUUAACCGUUACUGCCCUUUGGUGAUGGUCCCCAGUAUGAAUCCUGAACGUUGAAACAUUGACAUUCUUCUUCUUAGAGUUGCGAAAAUUCCCACUGAAGAAUUCAAAAGACAGUUUGGCGAGCAUACGUCAGCCUUCGAUAAAUUUUCAUCAGGCAUGUAUAUUGCUAUCGAAAUGGCUAAAGGGAAAAAUGCGGGCAAGCAAAGUUAUUCCGUAGCUGAGGUUGGGGAGGGGAGGGUCUAAGUGGGUGAAGGACCACCAAAGCUCCCGGUGCUGACGGCAGAAAAAAAGAAGCUUUUCAUCAGGGUCCCGUUUCAAGGGGACGCGCCAAGUGAACUUCCAAAAAGGCGCAUAACUCAAGCUGUAUCACACACCUUUUCAGCAGCUGACGCCCGUGUACUCUUCUCCGCUAGUUCCAUCCGACACGGAGAGGGCAAGGACAGACUGCCAGCCCAGACCGCUUCUAUGUGUAUUUACUCCUUCACCUGCUCCUGUGGGGCAGAAUAUAUUGGUCGCACAAGCCGGCAUUUGUCCAAAAGAAUAAGAGAACGCCUUCCAGCAUGGUUAGGAAAGGACCAGAUAAAGAAUGUCAACAUCUCCAUCCUCGCCCACAUGGUAGACACAGAUCACUGUGUGGAUGCCGGACAGGCGUUCCGAGUGAUUUACAAGGUCCCGUCAAGCUAUCCAAAAUCACUUGGACAGCGCCAGUUGGCAACAGCAGCUGCGGCUGCAAUCAGGCUGUACAAACCAGUUCUAUGCGCACAAAAGAGCUUCGUACAGGCCCCACAGUUACCAUGGGCCAAAGCCACCCUGCCAGACACCUGUGUAUAAUUACCCGUCCCAGUGCCCACCAUCCCCUUCUCCCCGCCCCCUGACACCGACGGUACUUUUGUUUUUCACCUCAUCCACCCAGACCCUCCCCCCCCCAAACCCCGGCUACGGAAUAACUUUGCUUGCCCGCAUUUUCCCCUUUAAUCAUUUCGAUAGUAAUAUACGUGUAUAGGCCUGAUGAGAAUUUAUCGAAUGCUGACGUAUGCUCGCCAAAUUGUCUUUUGAAUUCUUCAAUGGGAAUUUUCGCAACUUUAAAAAUAAGAAUGUCAAUGGUUCAACGUUCAGGAUUCAAACUGAGACCCAUCACCAAGGAGCAGUAACAGUUAAGAGUAUUCAAUACAGGGUGGUGUAGAGUGUUUAUUACGUCACUCCACACACACACCCUGUCAAAAGUGCCAGCUCCGCCCCGCACUCAUCGCAUAUGGUCGCACUUGGUACGAUGAUUGCUCGAUCGGCGGCAUUCGUGCCGUUAAUGACAGCGAUUUCACCACCGAUGCUGGUCGUUAGUGUGAUAAUAUGUGUCACUGGAGGCAGUAAUGGCCUGCGCGCUCCCCACCUGACUAAUUACUGUACUCGGAGUCCCGCCUUUUGCCCACUGUCUCGAACAGUAAGGGAUUUCGGCUGGGAGCCACAGGCUUGUACACUUCUCUCUGCACCAGUUCGUGCGGCCUCAUCAGGAUGGUGGUAGAGCUCGUUAGCUACGGUUGUGCGCACGCACGACCUCCACCAUAUGUCUGCAUCGGGGCUGCUGCUGCUGAGUGCAUGUGUUCCCAGCUGAUCACUGAGUUUACCUGCGUGUGCGCGUGACAGACCAUCUGGGCCGUCGGCUGAGCGAGACAACGCCACUUGCGCACACCCUUUGCAACCCGGCAAGCCUCUAAGGUGGGGCCUGCGUGCGUGCGUGUGUGCGUGUGCGUGUUCCGAAAACAAGCUAUACUUUAGUGUCAAGGUGUGGCCUUCGUAAGUGGAGGCGCAAUGCGUGUUCAGCCGCUGCUGCGUCCAAGCUCAUCUUUAGCCGUCCUGACCAACGAGCGCUUCGUAGUCUGGGCACGUAGCGGGUCUGAGAGGGUUGUUUAAGUCGACUGAAGACACGUUACGCGGGGGAGAUCCGGAAAUGGGGCGGUGUAACCGCGUGUCAAUCUCUUGCUGCCGAUGACGUCCUUUUCAUUAUCGUUCACCAUCUUAUACACCCUCUUUGCCGUCAGCACACUUCCACGGCGCAGCGCUUUCUACUGGUAGUCCAGCAGACAAGCUGGGAUCAUUGCAUCCCCCGACUCCAGACGGAUCACCCGCACCUGUAACAAAGUUCCUUCUUGUGCUUUUGGACAUGUCUAGAGUUUUAGCCUGUUUAUUGACUGUAGUGUAUAGUUUUCUUCAACUCUAGUGCCUCUUACGACACCCUUAUAUUAGUAGAUGGGCCACCUCAUGGAAUGUUAACCGAAAUUAUGAAGUAUGUUUUCGACCUAAAAGAUUGCUUAAAUAGGGCCGUAAUAUUAACUGUCAUUCAGCAUAAUCCUAAGAUAUUUCAAUCACAACAGUAUGCCAGCUUCUGAAUGAGCUCCCUUUCGGCCGUCUCUACGAAAAUGAUUGCGUGAGCAGUGUUGAUUUUUCCCGCUGAUUUCCAAAUUCCAUACAAAUUCAGCUAUACUAUAUAGAAAACAUGCACAGAAUAUCCUGUCUUGUACUCAUUGAGCAGCAAGGUACGUUUUCUUCAAAUUGUAUACGUUAAAAGAGAGUAUCUUUCUGUUUUUAAAAACCUUUUCCAAUUCCGGAAUAAUUUUGAGCUCCUUCUGCCGAUCAACUUGGAUUCAGGUUGCCAAAUUACAGACUGUGUACAUUCUAUCAGGGGAGUAUUACACAUUUCUCUACGCGGUUAGGGAGACUUAAUAUAAGACUCAUGAAAUUGUGUGUUGGACGGCUGAUGCGAUGCUGCAUGAAUGGACUUUUUACAGUCCUAAAAAUCUCAUAAUUACACAAAUUUGUAACCUCAAAAGUACCCUUUAGGAGAAAACGUAGUUUUCUUCCAGGGAGAUACAAGAAAGAAUAUUUUUGUGUAUGUUUUCUAUGUAAUAUAUCUGAAUUUAUGAGGGUAUCAAAAAUCAAUUGCAUAGUGCAUGCCAGUUAAAUAAUCUUUUUUUUUCAAAAUGUACUUUUUCGCAGACGAUCGGAAGGAAGCUCAUUCAAAAGCUGGCACCCUGGCGUGAUUUAUAUAUGUUUGGAUUCUGCUGUGCGAUCAUUAACAUUACAACCCUACUUAAGUAAUCUCUUAAAAUCGAUACAUAUCUCAGGUCAAUAAUAGUGAAAAUACGAUUCCCAGGUGGCAUAUCAAAAGAAGAGGAGGCGUUCACCGGGAGGGUUUUAUUGGAGGUCUGGUAUUUCGAGUAAUUUCUUCGUCUACCCAUCUUCAGAGAGCUGCGCGCAUGACUUCGCAGUCUCUGAGGGUGGGUAGCCAAAACAACUACUCGAAACGUCAGACCUCCAGUAAACCUCUCCCAGUGAACGCCUCACCUUCUUUUGACAUAUCUCAGAAUUCCGGUUAACAUUUCACAAGAUAGCACCUCCACUGCGUGUGUUUGUGCUGAGCGACUCUUCAGCGCUUCUAUAGCCAGAAAACCAUCCCAGGCGCCUUAUUUACCCGAAUGUGCGUCGUCCGCAGCGUCCUCGACAGUUACUGUAAGGAAUGGCUACCACUCGCUUCCGCCGACUUUUGAAGUACGUCACGUUGCAGUUUCGCCGAGCCUAUGACCGCGGAUAUUGGGAUUGUCAUUUCUGGCCUGUUCGGCAGUCUGUCAUGCUAAGCACGAGGACCUGCAAUUUCCAACUCGACUCCGGUUGAUCCUUGAGUCCAGCGUUCUGCCAGACGCCCGCUGGGUUGCAAUAGUUACUCGGAAAAGUCAUGAGAGAAUACUGUUGGCCAGCCCGACCUGAUUGCAAAAUGCAGUAAAAGCGCUUCGCCGCGCGACCGCGCCGGGAUUGAAAGUAGGUUGCAGCUCCAAAGCGAAGCACAAACAGCCGCACUUAGUCCUUCAACCAUGAUGGUUCGGUCAACGCCACCUACCUCGGUAGUCUGCCCAUCUACCAGUGGUGUCAGCGCAUUCGAACAAAAACGAAUAACGGUUGCCGUUCUACUUUGUCGAUAAGCCACGCUGUCGAUCUUUUGGCUUUCUAAACGAUAAAAUCUUGGUCUGUUAGGUCCGAUGGACCGCUCAUCUCUAGGUUCACCAUGUGAAAAUGAAGAAAAUGUACCCUCCUGGUUUCUGCCGUCCAAUGGUACUGUCCUGAUAAAGUCUGCUUGGUUGUAGAUUGGUACCGGAGCAUGCAAAGGUGUUUUGUCUGCCGCUGCACCGCUGCUUGGAGGGCACUACGCAGCUUACGCAGCCUGAUCUUGGAAUUCGGAAGAUAGCCGGUAACUACUCCCUUGUUGUACGGCGUCUGGGAGCACGUCGAGUUGGUGUUUUAACCCUGCCAAUGCGUGUAACGCUAGAGAGAGUAGGGGUGGGACGGCUUCGUCAAUCAAUCACUGCGUCCAUUCUCAGUUUUAGUAGUCAUGGCUGCGGAGGGAGAAGCUGCGACAGAAGCUGCACGAGUCUCCACUACAGUCUGUUCCACGCUUACUUCUCCUAGCCUCCCUCUCCCCCUGGUAGUGGUGAUCUACGUCUGGGUCGCCUCGGAAGAACAAUAGCAUGUUUGUGCUAAGCUGCGCCAGGCUGCAUGCUAAUGAAUCAUCCUUCUUGGUCUUCCUGCGUUGCCCAUGACACAAAUGGAAAACCGCUAAAAUCUGACCAAGUUCCUAAUAAGGAGGGUGACUGUUGGACAUGUCGCGUCAACACUCGAUCUGGAGUUCAGUAUCCUCGCGACCAAUUAGCUUUUAGCACUUUAAUGGCUCUUUUGACUCGCUGCUACUUAUGACUGGGGGUUUAGUCCGCAAUGGCUCCUUCUUAAGGCAGCAUUUAGGAACCAAAUUAGGUGAUAUCCUAGUACCCCUCACCGAAGACUGGUUACUGUGGAAUUAGGAACGCGUUUGGUACGCGUAGACAUACAUUCAGUCCAUUUGAACAGUUCACCCACCUGUACUCUCGACUCAGUUUUGUCGACGGAACAGCCCAUACGGAAAAAAAUGUGAGGUAGCUGCGCCGAAGGCCUGCACCAUUAUAAGAAAUUUGCACGCAGGUUGUCAUUGUUUGCUCACUGGGACAGUGGUGGUUCUCGUUUUUUUUGAGAUCAACCAAAUUGUUAGCCUAUUACGACUUCCACCUUUUUCGGUUCGGGUGCGGUUCGUCGAGAGUAAGGAUGCAAACAUUCUGAUUGUUUACACAAAGGGCGCGUUCAGGCAAACUCUUCUGACGCGUACCGUUCGUGGCAUCCCUUCUUCAUCUUCUGCAGACCUUUUACCAAUACCGGUCUAAUGUGUGGCCCCUAGUAAGCUCUUGGUACUGUUUACCACCUUUUAAUGAUCAGUUUUUGCCUUCUUGUCGCCCUAUUUUAGACCAAAUUUCCCUCUCGACCUUCGCCCCCACCUACCGAGGACUUUCAAUUCUGAUAAAGAAUGUAUGUAUAGUUUUAGGAAAAUAAAGUUUGUCACUCUGAUCACUUAUUCUUCUCUCUUACCUGUUCAUCCCCUUUUCCCUCUCGAACCUGAAAAUUAGGUCCAAAUUCUGAACGGUGCAUGACUGUUUAUAUUUCAUGGUACUUAUUUUGGACUCUAUUGGGUUCCCCUGUAGGUAGGGGUCGUGGUGUACGAUUUCGGACUACCUUCCAGGGGACUCGGCUCGAGACCCCGCACUCGUCUGUCUAGUCUAGUCACUAGAACGCGAUCGUCUUAAGGUGAUUCAGUGAACUCUCUGAUGUGCAAGUCUCCCUCAUUUCAACCAACUUCAUUCGUCAGUCGCCAUUGUCUUCCCUGUUAGUACUGUUAGCCGCCGAUGACAAUUGACUAAAUACCAGGGAGGGAAGCAUUUGUAGGUGUACUAGGUAGCCAGUUUGAUGGAAUGAGAGCUAUUCCAAGUGUCAAACCGCAUGAAGUUCUUCAUUUCCCUCUGACGCUCAGGUCCCGUGGUCCCGCAAGGCUGUGCGAAGCUCACCAGCGACGCCUCAGCAACACAUCGAUUAGCUGACGUACCCGGCGUGUUUCCCCACUGUAAUGAGUUUUCUUUCAAAGUUUGCUCAAAUGGUAGGAGAGGAAACAGAACACGCCUGGGCAGCACGGACGCCACAUCAUCCAUUGAAAUGAGGCUCACCUUCAACCCUUGUGACUCAUAUCGGGAAUGAAAAGAACGCUCGAUACUGACGUUUGACCCAGUUUUCCCCACUAUCCUUUGCAAAGCAUGUUAGUUUGGUCACGCCUUCGUUAACUCAGGUGACCACACAGGCUAGUAAGCACUAUAAGCAGGACCAAGGUAACUACCCUCCUUAAACCCCACCUUCAGUGUCCGCAUCCCGGUCCAUUGUUGUUGCCUAGAUGGGUGCGUUUAACUUCCCCCUAGUUUCACGUGUGCACGUGAUGUUCGUAUAGUGUGUGGUCCUUAAAAGCAAGUGGCGUUGCAGCGUCGGGCAAACCUUUGUAACGCCCCCGAACCGGGGAUCUGGAGGGUGGCCAACUUGGGAGACAGUCUUGCCGACAGUCGAACUGCAGUGGCUUCGAUGUCACCUGACUGAUUCUCCUGCGUUAGCCAUCGCGGUACGUGCCUAUUUAGCCGGAGCGCCAUACCUUCGUAGAUGUCACAGUUGUGGCAUUCAACGUGUGCGCCUGUUGGGCACACAAGAAGCCCGCCUUCUAGUCUUCUUGACUGUGCCUUACUGCUAAAACACGUUGGACGAUAGUGAAACCAGCUCCACCAAGCCCUCGUCACUGCAAUCAAGCUCACCUUAUACUUAUCACGUCCCAGGUUGUUAUGUUGGUAAGAUGUGGUCUGGUAGCCCCACCUGAUGGACACACUACUGUUGGGGUUAGGGUUACAGGGUAGCGUUAGGGUUAAGGGUUAUGGUUAGGGGUUACGGUUGGGGGCCAGGACUGGGGUUAAAGGUUAGGAUUAGGGGUUAGCGCAACUAUUUCCCAAACACUGAAAGUGCAACCGCUCACCCUCAAUAGCAUUUCUUUUGCUUACAAAUUGGCCCCGUCGCCUGUGCGUUCCCCGGCUCCACCUGUAAAACCCCUAUUACCACCGGUCCCGUAUUAGAAGUGACUGGGGUUUGUUUACGAUAGGUGGGACUACAAAACCACAUCCAAGCCGUUAUGUUCCUCCACCAAAAAAACCACUAACGAUUUCCCCGGCGUUUGGGGAACGGGUAGUGAGAAAAAAGUUAUAUCCGUGGCGUUUCAGCCGAGCCCUCCCCCCCCCCUCCCCGGCUUGAUUGUAUUUUGGUAAAACUGUAGCACUUUCAAUGGCCACGCCCCGGUAACCGCCCUAAACGAUAGGCUAAACCUUACCAGGUCGGCCCGUUGUUUAGCCACGGGUAUGCGUAUGGAGACGGGGGAAGUUCCAAUCCGCCGAGCGGUCACGAAGACAAACUAACGUGUUGUGAUCCGUCUGCAGACCGAAAUUAGGUGUGCGAAUUGUUCUGCGUUGCUUCUACUUUCAUUUGCCUGGACGUGGUACCAUAUGUGGACAUCAAGAAGGGUAGGCGCGAGAGUUUACUCCGGUUUUUAUUGACAGUUGGACAAGCCUUCCUCCUGGGGACCGCGAGCCCACUUCCCACCGGUCUUUUUGAUUGCUGGACGGAAUACGAGCGUCAUGUUUUGCCUCGAGGCGUCAGUUCUGAGCUUCCGCAGAUAGCCAAAUAGCGACGAGCGUCUCCUCAAUUACCUAUUUUAGAAUCGGGUCAGGUCGGCUGAUAAGCGUAGUUAAUCUUCAAAUCACCACAUCGACUUAGUCUGUCGCCUGCGAGUCCGUUGCACUGCGGGCUGAGAACCCGUGUCUGCGGCUCCGACUCAUAGCAUUACGUAAGCUCUGUUCAAAACACACAUCUAAGGGUCCUUAACAUGGCAUAUCUCCGCGGCAAAGCAGCACAUCCAAAACCUUCUUGUUCCAGCCUCGCCUGUCCGCAUACACAAGUCACUCUUAGGUUACACAUGCGCCUAUUCGGUCACACGUGUAUACUUAGUAAAAAUUAGCAAAGAAUCGCAUUACUCAUGCAACCGUCAUGCGGUGCAGUUUGCUGCCAUCGAUAGGAUGAGUAUAAUGUCUUGUAUGAGGAAGUGCACACCUCACUUAUUAUGUGAGAAGCCUGUCAUUUGGCGAAAACUGGUCUUGCGGAGCAGGGGGCCAGCAAGUGUAUGACAUGCGCUCUAGGCUACUUCGCAUCAUGCUAGCCACUGUGCAUGAUCUUAUCAUCAUUUGGUUAGCGCAUUUGAGAGUGGGCAGAGAGAGAGAGAGAGAGAAGCGGAUGUUGGGGUAUCCACCCCCAUAAUGUAUCAUCACACUCCUCUCUCUGGUGCAUUUGACGCGCUUGGAUCUAUCGCAACUAGCUUUUAGUAGCGGCUCAGAAGGUUGCCAACUGACGCUUUAACACGGUCCCUUCUCAGAGCUAGACGGCGGUGACCCCUUCGUCAUAUAACUUUUAUGGCAUUCUGCCUUAUGUGAGAUCCGGGGUCGCUAACUAAAUAUAGCCGUGUGCAUGGGAAUUAGGCGACAGUCGGACCGUCGUUACCGACGAUGUUCACCGUGUGCUCCACUGAAAGGUGAAACAGGCACGGCGACUUGCGCGUGAAUUAGUUUAUAGUGAGUGUAGACUUGCGCAGCAUCUACCGCACUCUCUCUUCCCAUUCCCCACUGGGCCCGUUGUCAAGACAUAGUAAAGAACACCAGAGGCGGGCGAGAACGCAGGUGGCUGGCACGGCCGUACCCGCACCUUGGCGUUCCACUGCACACCCCCUGGUCCACACAGCAAAUGACCAGGAUUUUAACCAACAACAAAAGACUGGCUGGCGCCACCGAAACCGCGCCUAGGCGUGCCGUCACGCCUACUUCGGAUCCCAGGGAGUGGGAGUGCCAUAAAGGCCACGUUACGAAGGAGCCAUUGCGGCCUGACUCUUAGACUACCAGCCGGCUACUCCACGCAAACACACAACACUGGGCCGACUGCGAGGUCAAAGUUACCCCGCCAGUUGGCAACCAUCCAAACCACGACUUUUAACGCACCGUGAUAGCUUCAAGCACGUCGAACUUCUUAUAGUGAAGAUAAUGUACUGAGCCGUCGACCUCAUUUUCUCUUCGCAUUCCCAGGCCGCAGUCACUGUCCGAGCGGGGAAUGGCAAUUAGGCACCAGGCUGUGCGUGGCACUCGUUGACUGGCUGUUUAGCCUUGUUUGGCUCCCUUCCGGUCAUUUUGACUCUAUUUUGCUAUCGGAGGACGGUGGGUGGUAUGCAAGAAAAAGGUGAGUCUAGACGCAUCAAAAGUCUGCCUCACUGUGAACAAGUGCACACGCUAGUCACGCUGGACGUUGUCGGCAGUGGUCAAGUUAUCGUGUAUUUGGUUGUUAAUGUGUCAGGUCAGAGAUGUACGUUUUUGUAUGUCGCGAAUAAAGGUGAUGGUAGUAGGUUAUUACCGACAAAGACAACGGAGACUGGAAUGGCCAUUUCUGGCUUAUUAGCCGUCGUCAGCCAGCCAUACCCAAGCCCGAAGUGUGGAACACCCGAGCCUCGAACUCGCGACCUGUUGGUUUAGAAGUCCACGCCUCUAACCACUGGGCCACGAGCCCGUCGCCCCAUCGGUUUUCAAUCGGGAAUAUACAAUGGUAGGGGGCGGUCACUGAUCGCUUACACGUAACUCACUUGUUCCGUUGUGCCGUACGGCAGUCGUAACCAGCAGUCGCACAGCGGCGCAUAAUAUAGGCAGUAGGUUAUUACCGACAAAGAUAAGGGAGACGAGUGUGGAACACUCGAGGCGUGGACUUCUAACUAACAGGUCGCGAGUUCGAGGCUCGGGUGUUCCACACUUCGGGCUUGGGUAUGACUGGCUGGCGACGGCUAAUAAGCCGCAAAUGGCCACUCCAGUCUCCCUUGCCUUUGUCGGUAAUAUCAUAAUCCUGAAUCUUAACCACUCCAAACUUCUGUAGAGAAGACUAUCGCGAGUAGGGGAAAGAAAGUAGCCAGAGGGCAUCCGCUGUUGUAAAAAGGGGUUAACACCUCUGACCACCAUAACUUCUUCCUGGUUUCCUACUUCUGACAAGACCCCCUCUUUACAUACGUGACUGUGAAUGGCGAGAACCAGUUAACCACUGUAUAUUCCCGAUCGAAAACCGACAAGGCAACGGGCUCGUGGCCCGGUGAGUAGAGGCGUGGACUUCUAAACCAACAGGUCGCGAGUUCGAGGCUCGGGUGUUCCACACUUCGGGCUUGGGUGUGGCUGGCUGACGACGGCUAAUAAGCCAGAAAUGGCCAUUCCAGUCUCCCUUGUCUUUGUCGGUAAUAACCUACUGCCCAUAUCAGGCGCCGCUGUGCGGCUGCCAGUUGGGCUCGAGAGCGCCCGUAAGGCACAACAAAACGAGUGAGUUCGUAAGAACGAUCGGUGAGCGCCCCCUACCAAAGACGAUGGUCCAUAUUUCAGAUAAUUCGAUCAGCGAAGUGUCUUACCUUCGUAUCGCCUUGGGUACCGUUUUUUAAUGAAGCAAUAAAAGUGGUGAGAUGGUUAAUGGAGUAAGAGUGAGAUUGUACACGUCAACAAAUCGUCAGAUCAAGGGCAUGCACAAGUUUUGGAAUCCUGCUAAAAAGAGCUCCAUCGGUUGCAGGACAGUCACAUUAAGCCAUUCGAAAGAAGGGACUUCGUCGAGAAUGUCAACGGAUGCAGGGCUGGGGGAUUGUCGCGCCCCAUAUACUCACUGAGAUCUCUGACUACUGGAGGAGAAUAUGCACGCUGGAGGAAGGCCAUGAGUUCGACUUCGCCAACACGCGGAUAUUGGCGCGAGCCGGGGCGAGAACUGUUGGAGGCAUGGCUGUCGGACACCAACUCUAUCAAUAGACACAUUGAUUUGCCUGCGUGUUAUCACGCGCUCCGCCCACGCAGCCAGAUGGCGCAGCUCACAUCGCCGCGAAGUACAAACGGCGUCACCACUCCGGGCGACCAUUGUCGACCAGGCGGUACAAACCAGACCUAGCUACGGACGUAGUCCCCCCCCCCCCGCACGGAACAACGAUAUAAAUGUGCACUCGUUGCUGUACUCUAGCAGUCUCUGAUAAACUCCAGUUCGAGUUCGAAAGCUAAGGCCGGUAAAUCUUCUGUCCCAGUGAUUGUGACAUCAUUCUGACCGCGUAGACGAAGGCCGCUGUCCGGUGAUAGAGCUAAAGUAUUAUCUAGGGAAAAUCUAAUGUUCAUUUAUGAAUCCUUGCCUGAUGGCACUUCAGCGAUGACUUUCCAAGUUAUCUAUGAUGGGCAUAUUCGAAAAGGAUUAUUUAAGUAAAACCUUUGCCUUGUUAUGCGUUUUAGUCAAUUAUUCCCAAAACAAGACGGGAGAAGCUUUAGCUUCCUUGCAUGAAUUUGGGUCCUCUCAAAUUUUUGAAUUUAGAACCUAACCUAUCUUUUGAAAAGUCCCCCUAAUUUGUCUAUUUGUUGCAGCACUAUUUGCGUUUUCCCCCUUCUCAGGGCUACUCAGUUACAUUCUGUGCAUACUCUGUCAGGUCAUUUUUAUUAUCCUUUUCGUUUUGCUGUGGAGGAAUCUAUCGCAGCCGUCAUAAGACACCUGAAUAGAAGUUGGUCAGAGAGUCUGGAUUCGACUCCGAGGCUGUGCAAGCCUAGGCUCGGGUAAGCCCGACUGAGGAAGGCUAGUUAUCCUGAAAUGGCCAUCCCAGUCUUCCUGGUCCUUGUUAAUACUCCUUCCUUCCGCCAAACGCAUACCUGGGCGCAACGGAACGAGCAUGUUCCACAAGCUGGUCGACUUCUAGCCAGUACAUGUGUUAAACGUACGGUUUAAAUCACUGUCAUACAAAUUUAUAUCUCCAGUAGUACUCCAUGUUUGUAGAAUGUGUGUUGUUCAGUUAUUCCGCAGAAGUCAUUCGUCUUCUCACUCAAAUGUUCAUUGCAUUUUCGUUGAUGGCUCUAAAUAAGUAAUGUCUCGAACACUCAACUCCAAGUACCGCCCUUAAUAAUUUGUAAAUUUAUUAGCCUCACAUUUCUCUGGAGUUCAUAUGCCAGAAACUGGCAUAGGGAACGUUUGGGAAUCUAUUCUCUCGCCAUUGUGUCAUGUAGUGGCGGAGACGUCGGUGACACACGUGUAUGAGCUCCUAGCUAAUACCUAUGCUGCAACGAUCGGUGAGCCCCCCUACCAUUAUAUAUAUCCCCGAUCGCAACGGAGACAGGGCAACGGGCUCGUGACCCAGUGUUUAGAGGCGUGAAGGCAAGUUGCUCAAGCUUCCGCACUACUGUUUCGGCAAUUCGUCCAGACAGAUGUGAGCCUGUCUCUUUCACUUUUUUGUCGCGUUUGGGAGAUGAAGAACGUGAUAACUUGUCUGGGCCUCGGACCUUUAAGCCUACACAUGUAUGUAUAUGUAUACACUCUGGAAUGCGAGCACACCGAUCCGUUGGCUCCCCAAAGCAAACAAGGGGAAAUGGGUGGGGCGCCGAACAACCAGUACAGACAGAGCGGCGCCCUCCCGACUCAAGUGCCAAACUAGUAUCGAUUUUUGGCACGUUUAAAAUGUUAUCUCUUCUUAUGUAUUUUCUCAACGUCUGACAAAGACCUGAGGAACCAGCGCCGAAAAUGUGUCCAACAAACUCUCCUACGUUUUCCAAAAAACUAUCUUGCUUCGAAUCAUAUGUCUUGGAAUGCCUGCUUUACCGAUAAAGAUAAGGGAGACUGGAAUGAUCAUUUCUGGCUUAUUAGCCGUCGUGGGGUGUGGAACACCUGGCGCUCUACCAUUGUGUAUGCCCGAUCGAAAUCGACAGGACAACGAUCCCGUAGCUCAGUGGCUAGGGGCUUUGGACUUCUAACCAACAGGUCGUGGGAUCAAGCCCCAGGUGUCCCACACCUCGGGGUGGGUAUUACUGGCUGAUGACGUCUAAUGAGCCAGAAAUUGCCAUUCCAGCCUCACCAGAGAAUGUCAACACGAAAAAUCGGUCUAUGCGUGCAUGGAGUCAGUCUUUGCUGAAGAACUGAUAAAAAUGACUGUCUGCGGUCACAUUCUAAUGGAUGUUCUAGUCAAUAAAUUUACCCCCUCAGAACCACACCCACCCUGCGCUCUCAUGCUCCUUCUACCCCUUUUCACCGCCUGCGGUCAGAACCCAGAAUGGUGAGCUUGGAGUCCAACACGUCAGAGACUCCCUCAGCCGUGCGAUCCUCUCGAUCUGUGAAAUUUUCGACCACCUUGACUUGCACCAAAGAGGCCGCAACUGCCGCCCCAGAUGGUAAGUCUGGAAAGUCUGCCGCACAGCCAAAGUCCUGUCUCAAACGCCCUGCUGAGGUCAGUGAAGCAGACGUUGACAUUGACAGUCAGCCGCCCUCCUCAGUCAGUAAAAAGGCCAAAAAGAGUCUUAACGCACGGAAACAUCUCAAGUGGCUGAAGCGCAGAAAAAGGAAAAUUCGUUCAAGGAAGGCACGAAAGACGGCGGCUGCUGCUGCUGCUGCCAAGACGGGCGAUCGACUGCAGGAUGCGCUUGCAUACCUCACCGACUGGUACGAACACCCUGAGACGUGGAAGUUCAAGAAGCUCCUCCAGGUCACCCUCAUCAAGCACGCCUUCGACGCCGAGCUGGUGAGUUUAGAUGUCGCCUAGUUGUCCAUUUGGAGUGAUGUUUGCAACCAGCAGGCCUCCUCAACCUGACUACUUCUCUCUCUCUCACGUCGACAGAUCAAUGAUGAUGUGUUUGAACUCUUCCUCCACUAUUUGGCCGGAAUGCAGGGAAAGUCGAUAGAUCGACUGACCGCGCUGUGCCACCGCCUGAUAGAGAACAAGGGCAAUGCUGUUGAUCCCUCAGACCCUGUCGUCCCUCGCCCCUCCGUCGAGGCGGUCUCUGCAUCCGCUGAUUGUGUGUCACCGACAGAUUACCCCACCGGUAAUUCCUCCUUCCAAGCCCUCUUUGUUGUCCUGCCUUCUACUUAUUUACCCAAUCACAGGUAUAAUGAGAGAAGCUCGGAGAACUGUGAUGUGGUUGUCAGGUGUAGAAAUGAAGGAAGAGUCCAAAAGCGAACCCCCGGCUUCCCUGCCAUUGAUCGUUCCCCGUUGUUGAGUUAUUGCUGGAAGAAUUUUUAAGCAAACAAUAGGUCGGAUCGUUGAUUAACUGUGCUGGCUUUCGCUUGUCUGACCUCACCUAUUGCCUCUUUGGCUAGCUUUCUGCUCGCUUGGCGGAUUCGUCCUUCAUGAUUAACGAAGUCCGUCAUUCUGCCGAGGGUGCAGUAGUAGUGGCCUGCGUACGAAUUGAUUUUAUGUGAAAGUGAUCCAUGCUACCUCUGCCGCCUCCACGUUCGCCUUGUCCCGUUUGCGAUGCAGGUCUUGGAUGUUUAGAAAUGGUGUGAACGUUUUGGCUGAAUCCGCGUCCAAAGUGCUCGCACACUUGCUGUUCCCUACACGUUCUCGCGGAGCCUAACAGGCAGAGUUGUCAUAUGGACCACAUUAAAGACUAGCCAUUGCGGCAUGACUCUUAGUCUGUGGGAGGACCAACUUUUCCUGCCAGUUGACAACCCUCCAAGCCACGACUUUUGACGCGUCAGGGUAGUUUAUUAUUCGUUGGGUUGUUAAGUUGAGGAGCCAAACGCUGGAUCUACUUUGAAUCUCUCUCUCUCUUCUCUCCUGGUGUAACAGCGUCAAGCCUGAGACCUGGAGUGGGUACAGAGUCUCCGUCCGGCCUCCAGCGAUGCAGUCAGUUUUAGGGGCCUGUCUAAUAACUUGCGCACCGUUGAAAGCAAAUUGGUGACUGUGUUCAAGGCAUUCCGCUCAUUUCCACUUCUCACCGACAAUCCCUGUGCCCACAUUCGCGUCACCAGUCUUUUAUUAGCACGACCGGACGACUGAUCGUCCCCGCGGUCCCGCUUCUGUGUCUGCUUUUAUUGGUCUUUGUAUGUGUUUCUCAAUUUUCGUGGUUUUUCUGACACAUCGAGACUCGUGGACGAUGUCACCUGGCCGUAAGUUAGUGAGUUAGUAGUUGUCCCCAGCCAGUCCUAUCCCAACCCCAGGUCUUAAUUAGUUGGGGUUCGGGCAAGGUUCUGGUAUGUAACCCUCUUGGGGAGACCGUAGUGAGCUGCAAACCUAACGCCAACCAUGUUCAUGCCCUUAGUAGGAAAUCUCUACCUGGUAGGCAUUUAAAAAAAGUCGUACGUAACCGUAGCCGUUAGCUGAGCCCUAAAACUCACUCGUUCCGUUGUGCCUUAUGGGCUCUCUUUCGAGCCCAACCAGCAGCCGCAUAGCGGCGCAUGAUAUAGGCAGAAUGGCGUUACCGACAAAGACAAGGGAGAUUAGAAUGGCCAUUUCUGGCUUAUUAGUCGUCGUCAGCCAGCCAUACCCAACGCCGAAGUGUGGAACAUUCUGCCUAUAUCAUGUGCUGCUGCUGGUUCGGCUCGAGAGAGAGCCCAUAAGGCACAACGAAACGAGUGAGUUCCGUAAGAACGAUCGGCGAACGCCCCCUACCAUUUUAUAUUCCCGAUCGAAAACCGACAGGGCAACGGGCUCGUGGCCCAGUGUUUAGAGGCGUGGACUUCUAACUAACAGGUCGCGAGUUCGAUCCUCGGGUGUUCCACACUUCGGGGUUGUGUAUGACUGGCUGACGACGGCCAAUAAACCAGAAAUGACCAUUCCAGUCGAACUUGUCGUUGUCGGUAAUGCCAUCGAUAACGCUUUUGGAGGUCAAGAUUCCGCGACCUACUGUCUGACAAACUGUUUUGAAACAGACCAAUCACAGGGGGGGGUUACAUACCCUAACCUUACCGAACCGACAUUUGCGUGUACCACAGGCGUGCUGAUCCCCCACACACCCACAAGCUGCAGUUUAAUAAAGGGUCACGGGUGUCACAUUGAUGAUAGUUGUCGUCAAGGCCUCAUUGGAAAAAACCUACUGCAGCCAGACGCGCAGUUCGGAGAAGGACGUCCCGUCCCGUCUGGUAGCCUUUAUAAACUAACCGCUGAACAGGCCUGAAGAAAGUGAACUGGGAGUCUACCUUGUUCUACCCCUUCUCUCCCACGGUCUGCUUCACACCCGUUUGCCCACUUUAAGUGUAACCCUUCAACCUGGUCCGCUUUGAGAAUUAAAAUUUAAUGUAUGCAAAGGAGUCAUUGUUUGUGGAUCUCAGCAGUAUCCAUUUGUACGUAUGGCCAUAUCCAGUGUUAUUUAUUGACCCUAUUGUCGCUCUGAGUGGGGAGCAACUGAUUUUCCGUCUAGUCAACAAGCCGGUCCAUUAGUUUAUUAGAUCACAGAUGACUUCCAUGAGUUUGGGACAUUAUUUUUGAUUCACCUCCCAUGGUAUUGGUAGUGAAAUACCGGUUCACGUACGAGCCUUUACGCCGACAACUUCGUAGCACUUUUUGAAGGGUCCCGCCUAUCCCACCUCGGGUCGUGGAAGCCGGAGUGCCCUUAGAAACCACCAAACACGAUACUUGUUGUGUGGUUAUGUGUAGUGCUAUGUUUUCCUACGAAGUUUAACGUCAUUUUCACUGUGCUCCUCCGUCCCUCCUCAAACAUCACUGUCUUGAGUCUUGGGUUCAAAUCACGCGAGGGAACCACUAGGCUUAGCGGUCCGCAGCGACGCCUGUGCUUCUGGCUUCCCUCCUAGCUAAUCUAUGCCCCUCACCCGAUUUCCAGCUGUCAAUUUUACCUCCAUUGUGCGGUUUAUUGUGAUCUCAUUCGCGAAGCGGAAAGUUCCAGGCCCCAUAGUCACACUUCCUCCCUUUGUCUCCUUGGAAAAAAAAGUCAACAAGUGUUGCGUUCUGGUUUGAACUUGGGCUGUUGGUUAAUAAAAUUUAGCACACCUAGUCUACGUGAAUUUCAACGCAGCCUAGUGCACACAUUCUUUUUAUCGUCCCUUUUUUUCCUCGUGGGGUGUUGCGAAAUUGGGUGUGCCAGUACCUCCGCUAAUCAGGUCGCCUCUCUCUCUCACACACACACACCCGCCCAUUCUAGCCGCAAUCUCGGAGAUUUUCUCGUUGCCAUAGCACGGCGUUGGGCUGUGGAAGCCGCUGCGCUUUGGCAGGCUUGACUAGGUUGGACAUUGGCGUCUGGGUCGACAACUGUUUUCUCCUCACCUCCGCAACGGGGCGGGGCUUUUUUGUUUACAUUAAGCCCCUUUGGUAGGAGAGGUAGAAACUAACCCUGCUGUUUCCGGACUUCCAAAGAUGUCUACUGCUAGGUAAGGUGUGUGUUUAUAGGGUCAUUCUGAUACCUGGGCUGGACAAAGUGAUAGUACGCAUGAGCCCUAAAACCAAGAACUUCCAUUCUAAGAAAUACGACGAAACACUCCCCCCGUCCUUCUUUUCUGCAAGUCUGUGCUAUUUAAAGAUAGCCAGGAAGGGCUCUUGAGUUACUGAAUCCUUGAGGGAAAAUGCCUACAUAGUGUGCUUUUUGAAAAUGGGCCUGUGCUAUGCCUGACAUGGGAACGCCCUAUAACACCUACCCGGUAGGGUCCGAGCCUCAUCACUUGAAAUCACAAAAUGUACCGUCAGCUUGAAGAUACCGUUAAUUUGGCACCACAAUGGCAAUAAGUAAAAAAUUAAACCCCAUGACAUCUCAUACAGCGUUAUUUGCUGGUCCCCUUACCAACGAAGGACCCCUACAACCACCAAGGGUGUUCACAUUUGAAAGGCCGUCGUAGUAUGUUAUUACCGACAAAGGCAAGGGAGACUGGAAUGGCCAUUCCGGGCUUAUUAGUCGUCGUCAGCCAGUCAUACCCAACUCCGAAUUGUGGAACACCCGAGGCCGAAACUCGCAACCUGUUAGUUAGAAGUCCACGCCUCUAACCACUGGGACACGAGCCCGUUGCCCUGUCGGUUUCGAUCGGGAAUAUCCAAUGGUAGGGGGGCGCUCACCGACCGUUGUUACGGAACUCACUCGUUCCGGUCGGUGAAGCCAUCCUAACCUUAGUUGCCUUUCUUUAAGCUAACGGCUUCCGUCUCCCAUGUAGGCUCUAAUACUUUUCCCAGACAAAAUGGCCCGGGGAUUUCAUCCCUCAUAGCCCUUUUGUAGGGCAAUUAUGUCAUCUCAAAAUUGUACACUUUAGAGGCGAUAUAUUGUAUUUCAGGACAAUUUUUAUAAUUUGGACACCUCAGGCGUCUGACCAAUAACUAUUUCUUGUAAUAUUUGCAUUUGUUGACUCAGUUCCCAAGGCCUAUUGAUGGUGACUAAUAUACUCAAUUAUGGUAAUGGUGGAGGAGCGCUCACCAAUCGCGUUAGGGGACUCACUCGUCGCAUUUUGGCUUGGGGUUUAAUCUCAAGCCCUGCCAGCAGCCGCUCAGUGCCUAGUAUUACUGGCAGAAUAACAUUGCCGAGAAAAACACGAGAGACUGAAACGACAAUUUCUGUUUUACUGGCCGUCUUCAGUCAACCAUUCCGGUUUCCCUUGUCUUUGUCGGUAAUACCAUUCCUCAUGUAUUACUAGUGGUUCCAGAUAGAACCUCAAGGUACAAGGGGACGAACUGGUCCCCCGAUUAGGUUGGGGAGCGCUCUCUAUCGUUGUUGAUGUACCCGAUCAUAAUCGACUUUGAGCCCGUGACCCGAGGUAGAGCAUUGGACUUCUUAACUAACAGAGCGCGGAUUCGAUCUUGUGGGGGUUGCAAGCAAGGGCUCGAGCGUGGCUAGCCGAUGAAGGCCGAAAAUAGCCAUUCCGACCUCCUUUGCCUUUGCGGUAAUAUCAUGCCAAUUAUUCUAUAUGGUUUGCUAUUUUCAGGGCAUUUUACGCCAAUCGCUGAAAACAGUGAGGACAUUUAGAGCGAAACCCCUUUUUAAAAAAUUUCAGAUUAUUAACAGUUUUUGUCGAAGAUGCUUCAUUUUUCAACCAGGCCUAAGAUUGCUGCCACUUUUACCAAGCCUACUACUUACAGUAGGUGUGCUAACGCAUAAAAUGUCAACCGAAAUUCUGAAAUGCGUUUUGAUUCGAGAAGGUUACGAAAGUAAGUUUUUAAAAUUAUUCAUCAUGUAGUAUAAUUCUAUAAUAAUGCAGUUACCUCGGGAAGCCGACUUUGGAACGAAUUUCUUUCUGGCCGCAUGCAAAAAGCACACUGUAAAAAAUGGCUGUUUAUGUAGCAUUGAUUUUUCUCAUUGAUUUUCGACGCUUUUAAGAAUUCAAUUAUAUUUCAUAGAAAACGUGAAUAAAACUAUUCAUUCUUGUACUCACUUGGUAGAAAAUUGCGUCUUCUUCCAAUUUUAUACUUGAAGAAAGGGUAUAAUACUGUUUUAAAAAAGUUUCUAGUUAAUACCGUGAAAUGCUUGUUCAUAAAACAUCGUGUCUCUGCAUUUACUAGCGUCACCUGUAAAAUUUCCAAUAGACUCAAAUACACUACCAAAUUUUAUUAAUCCCAUAUCGCUUCCUCAUAAUGCCGAAGAGAAAGAUAUGGUUUUCCGUACGCAGGAAAUAUACGGUUCGUAGUAUGCAAGUAUAACGACAGGUCGGCUUUAAAAUUAUUUGGGAGUUGAGAAAGUGUUUUAAAACCGAAUUAUACCCUUUCUUCAAGUAUACAAUUGAAAGAUGACGUAAUUUUCUGUCGAACGAGCAAAAGAAUGAAUAUUUUUAUAGAUCCUUUGCAUGAAAUAUCAUUGAAUUCUUAAGGGCAUCAAAAAUCAAUAAGAAAAAUUCAUGCUACUUAAGUGGUCAUUUUUUAGAGAGUGUGGUUUUUGCAUGCGGCCGGAAAGACGUUCGUUCCGAGGCCGGCUUCCUGAGGUAACUGAAUUACUAUAGAAUGAUGCUGUAAGGUGAUUAGUUUUAAAACUGUACUUAAGUAAUCUUUUCGAAACGAAAACUCACUUCAGGAUUUCGGUCAACAUUCCAUGAGCCAUCACACCUACUGUAUGCUUGGGGGGUUUUCACGGAGUAAAACCGCCGUAGUUGAAUGCUAAAGUUGUUUUUGGGAUGUUUACCUGCCAGCGUUUAUGAAAUCAAUUCUGAUCAAGGCAAGCUGGAGGAUAAAUCGAAAAGCGAAGUCCGGCACCUGCGAAAUCAGGCACCCUUCCCUGACCUCUCGGACUCACGCACUGUUUAUGCCGAGUCUGUUUUAGGAUUCUCUUCGCUUAUGACGACGACUUUGCGUCCUUUAGGCUUGUUCGAGCUCUGCUUGUUGAAUAAUUAAGUUUUCCUGGACAAUUUAGCUAUCUCUUAAAUAUUUACUGUGUUCUGACGGAGUCAAAGUUAUGAUGGACGCUCAUCAAGGAAUAAGCGAUUCGCGAUCCUUCGGUUGCCGCAGCGUACCCCAGCCAUGCGCUCCUGUAUUCAUGCUGCCAAGUUACUACCCGUUUGACUCGUGUAAUUAAUGGAUCAUUUACCGCAUAUGAUGUAAGAAACUGCUGAGGUUUCGGCUGGUCAGGCAAAUGCAUCGAACACCCCCGGAAGUCUAACUUUCCUCAUCGUCUGAGUUGUUUCCUGCGGCGCGUAUCUUCUUACUCUCCUCGCGUUCUGCACUUUGCCUCGUGGCAACUUACCCCCAGGCCCCAUUUCUGUUUGUCAUAGGAAUUUUACUCGGUUUUGCCCGGGCUUCAGUGCACACUCUGAAACACUGUUUUUCUAGAAAACACUGUAUAGGAUUUUUACCGGUAGGGAACAAGCACUCAGUGUGAUGAGUUGCAAGCAAUAUAGUUCAUCUUCAACAGUCCUGAAAAGUCUUCGGAGUGGGUCCUUUCGCCCCGUGAACCUUGUUUUUUAAUGCUCGCCUCUCUGAUCGAGGUUUCCUCCUAUCGGUCUGACCUCUGACUAUUAUAGCUUGCGUGUUUGACGUUUAUUUACUGUUUCCUUUUCAGAUUCUGCAAUUAUUGUGAAUCGCGCCAAACGCAUGUUGGAGUUUCUCCAGCCACCAUGA
Spirometra erinaceieuropaei is the source of this 33594-nucleotide messenger RNA. Lineage: Eukaryota; Metazoa; Platyhelminthes; Cestoda; Diphyllobothriidea; Diphyllobothriidae. The record is from the annotation of a GenBank genome assembly.